AUGACCGAAGACCAAGAACACAUCCACAGCCUCCAAUGGCCACUCACCCCUCCCGAUUUCUCCGACCCCCAAAUAAAGGACGUCUCAUCAGUCAUAACAGCAAUCCAUGUGAUCUCAACCGAGCGCGCAGCCCUCGCCCACCUAGAACACAUCUACCAAACCGACGCGCGAGCCCAGCACGACCUCGCCCGCGCCGUCGAGCAGAUUGCGCGCAGCGUGCGGGAUGGCGGCAAAUUGGUCGUCUGCGGCGUUGGCAAGAGUGGCAAGGUCGGACGGAAAAUCGAGGCCACUAUGAAUAGUCUCGGUGUUUAUAGUGCGUUCCUGCAUCCGACUGAGGCGUUGCAUGGGGAUCUGGGAUUGGUUCGGCCGAAUGAUACUAUUCUUUUAAUUUCAUUUUCGGGCCGUUCGCCUGAGUUGCUUUCGCUGCUUCCGCAUAUUCCUGCUUCCGUGCUUGUUAUCGCUCUUACUUCUCAUACACAUCCGUCUGCAUGUCCGUUGCUGGCGUUGCAUGGGCCUUCGGGUAUGGGAAUUUUAUUGCCUGCGCCUAUUCAUGAGGAUGAGGAUGCCUCGUUUGGUGUUAGUGCUCCUACUUCGUCCACGACUGUCGCCUUAUCGCUGGGCGAUGCGUUGGCUAUUGCUACAGCGCGUAAGCUGCAUACUGCACCUGGCAAGGGUCCUGCAGAGGUCUUUCGGGGGUUCCAUCCUGGUGGUGCUAUUGGGGCUGCGGUUGCGGCUGCGGGUACACCGUUGACGACUCCUUCAAGUGGUAUAUCGACGACGUUUGAUUCGCCGGCAUCGUCUGUGUCUCUUCCCUGGGAGGAGAUUGGGAGUGCGCCUUUGAUCCCUCCUUUUAAUCUUCAAUCACCGCCUGCGCAACGACGGAUUUCUUCGGAUAUGUUGGUGCCGCUUGAUCAUAUUCCUACUGCUUCGUCACCGUCGUCUUCACCUGGCGAUGUGCGGUUACUUGAUAUCCUUCUCACGGCUUUUCAGCACCCUAAUGCCAAAUCAUGGGUCUUCUUAUCGCCUGAUGAGAUCAUUCCUCCCAGACAGACUCGCUCUUUGCUCUCACCGGGUGGGAACAUGGAUAUGCGUGUUUCUGAUGUGAUUGCCGAGGAUCCUAAUGCUUCAUUUGCCGUACAUCGUAACAAGUGGCUUCUGGUUCUGGACUCAACACCACUCGCAGACCUCAGGCACAAAGUAUGUGCGUCCCGAAAGGGACUGCACCCGAUUUCUGUCGUUGCUAUAGUGAAGGAUAUGAAAUAUCCCGACAGUUGUAUCGGAGUGAUAGAGGCAGAGGAUCUGCUGGAAGCAUGA
Penicillium antarcticum is the source of this 1314-nucleotide messenger RNA. RefSeq names its product SIS domain-containing protein. The coding region runs from base 1 to 1314 and encodes 437 amino acids. NCBI's taxonomy places the organism in Eukaryota, Fungi, Ascomycota, Eurotiomycetes, Eurotiales, Aspergillaceae. The record is from RefSeq and is a predicted model, not a curated record. Gene Ontology annotation, molecular function: carbohydrate derivative binding. The transcript is spliced from 2 exons. Gene Ontology annotation, biological process: carbohydrate derivative metabolic process.